AUGCUCUCCACUCUACGCCAUUCCACCCGCACGGCCUUGACCACCUGCACCUGUCAACCCUCCGUCCGCACAGCAGCCACCGCGUCCCAGCAAAAGCGUGCAGGCGACAUAUCCGAUGCGUUCGUCUCCCUCAGCGGUCAAGAUUUCAAACCGCUCCCUCCCCGCUAUGCAGACCUCAAGGCCUCCCUGAUCCGCGGCAACGAAGAUGCUGUUCGAGCGUCCUGGGAGCGCCUGCUGAGAGAGCUACGCCAUGAUAUACCCGAAAUAGUAGAGACCGGCAGUGCUAUAGUGCCGGAAGUCAACUUCAGCGAUAUCCGCUCCAACAAUGUCAGCGACGCCUUCAAGCAAGCGCACCGCAAGCGCGGCGUCGCUGUGGUCAGGGGCGUGGUACCCGAGCAGGAGGCGCUGGACUGGAAGCAGCAGCUGAGGGAAUACAUCCACGCAAACCCGCACACCAAGGCUUUCCCGGCGGACAAACCGCAGGUCUUCGAGCUGUACUGGUCGCCCACCCAGAUGCGCGCGCGCACGCACCCGAACCUGCUAGCGGCGCAGAAGUUCCUGAUGUCGUUCUGGCACUCUAAAGACCCCAGCGCGCCCAUAAGCACCCAACACCCGACCUCCUACGCUGACCGCCUCCGCAUGCGGCUCCCGGGCGACGCAAAAUUCGCCCUCGGCCCGCAUGUUGACGGCGGCUCCGUCGAGCGCUGGGAGCCCGACGGCUACGGCCGCGGCAGAGUCUACGACUCCAUCUGGGCCGGCCGCUGGGAAGACUUUGACCCCUGGGAGGCGUCCUGCCGGCUGCCCGUCGUCAGCGACAUGUACCAGGGCGUCGGUGCCUGCAGCAUGUUCCGCAUGUACCAGGGCUGGCUGUCCCUCAGCAGCACUGGUCCCUUUGAGGGGACGCUGCUCGUGAAUCCACUGCUCGCCAAGGCGACGGUGUACUUCCUACUGCGGCCCUUCUUCGCGCCCAAGCGCGGUCCUGAGGCCUUCGGCGGCGCCUCGGAAGGCUUCCUGAGUCCAGACAACUGGGCGCUGGAGCCUCAGCCGAGCACAAACAUCCAGGGCGCAACGCCCGGCCACGGCCAGGAGCUGAGCGCACUGUUACACCCGCACCUCGACCUCGAGCGGAGCAUGGUGCACGUCCCGCGCGUGCAGCCGGGCGACUACGUGGCCUGGCACUGCGACACCAUCCACGCGGUCGACAAGAAGCAUGGCGGGACGGCCGACAGCUCGGUCAUGUACAUUCCCACCUGUCCGCUUACGGAGCCGAAUGCGGCGUUUGUGGCGAGGCAGCGCGCCGCGUUCCUCGAGGGCACCCCGUGUCCUGACUUUGGCGGCGGGGAGGGCGAGAAGAGGCAUGUAGGGCGGCCGGUUAUCAAAGAUGUGGCGGAGUAUGCGGACAAGGAGGGGAUGAGGGCGCUCGGGUUGGCGGAGUGGGAUAGUGGGGAGGAGGGGCUGACGCAGGGGCAGAAGGAGGUGAUGGAUCGGGCGAACAAGGUGCUGGGGUUUUAUGUGUGA
This is a messenger RNA of Coniosporium apollinis CBS 100218, 1518 nucleotides long. RefSeq lists its product as uncharacterized. The record is from RefSeq and is a predicted model, not a curated record. The transcript has a single exon. The coding region runs from base 1 to 1518 and encodes 505 amino acids. NCBI's taxonomy places the organism in Eukaryota, Fungi, Ascomycota, Dothideomycetes.